GAGGCUGGUGCCGGCUGGGGGGCAGGCAGCCCAGGCUAGCGCGUCUGCUACGCUAGGGCACUGAUCCCCGGCAUCUUGAAAAUGCACUGAAGGAUGCUGCCCAGGGAGACCAUCGCCUGAGACCCCAUCAUGCAGGCCUUCCCGCAAGGGCCCGGCAGCUGGACAAGGUGAAAGCAGAGUAUGCUCGACUUAAACACACGCUCACCAUAGUGACCAGAGAACGCGAUUUGGCCGUGAAGGAGAAACACCAACUCCAAGCCAAGCUGGAGAACCUAGAACAGGUCCUAAAGCACAUGCGAGAGGCCGCGGAACGGCGGCAGCAGCUGCAGUUGGAGCAUGAACAAGCCCUGGCCGUCCUCAGCGCCAAGCAGCAGGAAAUCGACCUCCUGCAGAAGGCUCAGGUUGAAGCUAAGAAAGAACACGAAGGCGCAGUGCAGCUGCUAGAGCGCAGGGCACGGGAGCUAGAGGAGAAAUGCCGCGCGCAGAGUGAGCAGUUCAGCCUGCUGUCCCGGGACCUGGGUCGGCUCCGGGAGCACGCGGGCGAGAUCGACCUGCAGGGAGGCAGCUCCCUGGACGUCCCCUCGUCCCCCGGCAAGCCCUUCCGGAGCUUCAUGAACGGACUGGCUCCCUCCAUUGGCAAAGGUCAGGAGAGCUCCGCUGGAAGCCGCACUGUGAUCGGUGAAUCUAUCCGGCCCCUCCCGCUCCCAGGUGACAAGCCAGAACCUCUGUCCAUCAAGCCCCCCUUUCUGUCGAGACCUGGUGGCCCAAGAUGCAGAUUUGAAGCCGACAUGGAUAAUGAAUGGAAUUCCAGUACCGCCAAGCAGAGAUACUCGGGGAAGGUCCACUUGUGUGUCGCCCGCUAUAGUUACAACCCCUUUGACGGGCCAAAUGAGAACCCAGAGGCUGAGCUGCCCCUCACGGCGGGGAAGUACCUCUACGUCUAUGGAGACAUGGACGAGGAUGGCUUCUAUGAAGGCGAGCUCCUGGACGGGCAGAGGGGCCUGGUGCCCUCCAACUUCGUGGAUUUUGUCCAGGACGAGUCUCGACUGGCAAGCACUCUGGGGAAAGACCAGGAUCAGAACUUCAUCAACCAUGCCGGCGUCGGCUCGGACGGGGAGCGCAUCCUGGACCUCCACUCCCCGACGCACACGGACUCCGGCCCCUCCGACCACGGGGCGGGGACGCUGGACACGAACAUCGAUGACAUCGGAGAAGACAUCGUGCCUUACCCUCGGAAAAUCACCCUCAUCAAACAACUUGCCAAAAGUGUCAUUGUGGGCUGGGAGCCCCCGGCGGUGCCCCCGGGCUGGGGGACUGUGGGCACCUACAAUGUGCUGGUGGACGCAGAGACGCGCCUGAGCCUGGCGCUGGGCGGCAGGACCAAGGCCCUGGUGGAGAAGCUGGACACGGCAGCCUGCACCUACCGCAUCUCCGUGCAGUGCGCCACCAGCCGGGGCAGCUCGGACGGGCUGCGCUGCACGCUGCUGGUGGGCAAGGACGUGGUGGUGGCACCGUCCCACCUGCGUGUGGACAACAUCACGCAGGUCUCCGCCCAGCUCUCCUGGAUGCCCACCAACAGCAACUACAGCCAUGUCAUCUUCCUCAACGAGCAGGAGCUGGACGUCGUCCGGGCCACCAGCUACAAGUACCAGUUCUGCAACCUCAGGCCCAACGCGGCUUACAAAGUGAAGGUCCUGGCCAAGCCCCACCAGGUGCCCUGGCAACUGCCCCUGGAGCAGAGGGAGAGGAAGGAGGCCUUCGUGGAGUUCUCCACGCUGCCGGCAGGCCCUCCCGCCCCUCCCCAGGACAUUGCCGUCCAGGCCGCAGCCACCCCAGCCACUGUCCAGGUCUCCUGGAAGCCGCCCGCGCUGACGGCCACGGGGCUGUCCAAUGGAGCCAACGUCACCGGCUACGGCGUGUAUGCCAAAGGACAGAGGGUGGCUGAGAUCAUCUCUCCCACGGCGGACAGCACGGCCGUGGAGCUGGUGCGGCUGCGGAGCCUCGAAGCCAAGGGUGUGACCGUGCGGACCCUCUCCGCCCAGGGCGAGUCCGUAGACUCUGCCACCGCUGCCAUCCCCCCCGACCUCCUGGUGCCUCCUGCCCCCCACCUGAGAACUCCCACACCGAAGCCAUUAGCAAAUGCUGGAGCCCCCGAUACCAAAGAUGAACACCUGGGUCCGCACGCCGCGGCGCAGGAGGCCUGGGAGCUCGGCCGGGCGCCUGCUCCGGCCCACGGGCACCUGCUGGAGCCGCCCGGCCUGCAGGGCUCGGGCCCGGGGCGGCGGUCGCCCUCGCCCAGCCGCAUCCUUCCGCAGCCGCAGGGCGCCCCGGUCUCCACCUCCGUCGCCAAGGCCAUGGCCCGGGAAGCCGCGCAGAGGGUGGCCGAGAGCAGCAGGCUAGAGAAAAGGAGCGUCUUCCUGGACAGGAGCAGUGGGCAGUACGCAAACUCGGACGAGGAAGACAGCUACGAGUCCCCCGACGCCAAGAGGAGGGGCGCGUCGGUGGACGAGUUUCUGAAAGGCUCGGAGCUAGGCAAGCCGCCACACUGUUGCCAUGGAGACGAGUACCACACGGAGAGCAGCCGGGGGUCCGACCUCUCGGACAUCAUGGAGGAAGACGAGGAAGAACUGUGCUCGGAGAUGCAGCUGGAGGACGCGGCCCGGAGGCGGCCCGGCGGCGCGGCCCGCAGUGCCCUCAAGAUUUUAGGAAACCCGGUGACUGCUGGACGGGCUGAUCGGGUGGAUCACGUGGGCCGGAGGUUUCCCCACGGCAGUGCCGGCCGCCACAGGUCCCGGCCAAUGAUGGUCCCGUCUGCCGAUGAGUACGGUGGGCGGAACCGGCUUUCUCCAGACUUCUACGAAGAGUCGGAGACGGACCCUGGGGCGGAGGAGCUCCCACCUCGGAUCUUCGUGGCUCUUUUCGACUACGAUCCCCUCACCAUGUCCCCGAACCCAGAUGCUGCGGAAGAGGAGCUUCCCUUUAAAGAAGGGCAGAUCAUCAAGGUCUACGGCGAUAAAGACGCUGAUGGAUUCUACCGCGGGGAAACCUGCGCCCGGCUUGGCCUUAUUCCUUGUAACAUGGUCUCUGAAAUCCAGGCAGACGAUGAAGAGGUGAUGGAGCAGCUCCUCAGACAAGGCUUCCUCCCCCUGAACACACCUGUGGAGAAAAUAGAGAGAAACAGAAGGAGCAUCAGGCAGCCCUCGGUGGCGACACGGAGGAUGGUUGCCCUGUACGACUACGACCCGAGGGAGAGCUCGCCCAACAUCGAUGUCGAGGCUGAACUUACAUUUUGCACUGGAGAUAUUAUUACUGUUUUUGGUGAAAUUGAUGAAGAUGGAUUUUAUUAUGGGGAGCUUAAUGGGCAGAAAGGCCUCGUACCCUCCAACUUCCUAGAAGAAGUACCUGAUGACGUAGAAGUCUAUCUUUCUGACGCGCCGCCCCACUACCCGCAGGACACGCCGACGCGCUCGAAGACGAAAAGGAUUUUCUAGAAUAAUUGAAGCGUCUGAGUCCCGGUAAAUUCCAGAUGGCUUUGCUGUUCUCCACCCCCUGCUCACUGUUCACAGUGCACAACAACAGCUCCUAGGCGCACAGGUAGAGCCGCAUUAACUCAGCCAUCUUAGGUCAAGCACGUAUUUCCUGACCGGGUU
Lagenorhynchus albirostris (white-beaked dolphin) is the source of this 3650-nucleotide messenger RNA. RefSeq names its product RIMS binding protein 2 (gene RIMBP2). The coding region runs from base 294 to 3491 and encodes 1065 amino acids. The record is from RefSeq and is a predicted model, not a curated record. The transcript is spliced from 21 exons. Lineage: Eukaryota; Metazoa; Chordata; Mammalia; Artiodactyla; Delphinidae. Gene Ontology annotation, molecular function: protein binding. Gene Ontology annotation, biological process: neuromuscular synaptic transmission.